GGAAGACACACUAAUGGGGUGCAUUUCACAGAAAUUAGAGAAAAUUGGAUUAAAACACUAUCAAAUUGCAAAGAGAAGGUUACAAUUAUUUUCUUUUCAACAUAAGAUUCACUCACACCUAAUUGAAAAAAUUUAUGCAUACAAUACAACCAAAUAGCUUAUAGAUCGAGAAUAAAACAUGUAUAUAUUCCCAAUUUAUGCAUUUAAUUCAAUGUUUUACUCCUUGUAGAAAUUAUACCAAUACAACCUCAGCAUGCAUGCUAACAUACUUCCUCCGUUCUUUUUUAAAUGCAACGGUCCACUUUUCACGUUUGCCAACGUACAAGUUUAACCAUUAAUAUCUUUCAUACUUUAUUAGUAAAAAAUUAAAAAAAAAUAGAUUUUGAAACUUUAAAAUGAGAGGAAUUUAACAAUAAUUUUUUUAAAUUUAAUUUAUAAUACAUUAAUAAAUAAAAUAGAGUCAAAGUAGAACAUGUGAAUAGUGGAAAAAGUCCAAUGUUGCAUUUAAAAAAGAACGAGGAAGUAUAUAGUGGAAAUCCCCAAUUCAGUGCGUAGAAAAGGCAGGACCCAUUUCACAUUACGAAACCUGGGGCAUUAAUUUGUUACCAUAAUUGAUUGAUAUAAAAACUUGGACCCAACUAUAAAUGACUUCGAAAAAAACUACUACGUAUAAAUGAGUACGAGAUAGAAACCAUAAUCGAUCUCCAUUUAUUUAUAGUGAUACCGAAAUAGAAAAGGUCGGAGAAGCAGAAUGGUUGGAAGUGGUCAUGAGGGAAAUAAAUCUGAGGUUGCCAAAUUUGGCCGACAUCGGAAUGCAAUAGUAAAGAGAGCAAAAGAGAUAUGCACCCUUUGUGCCUCCAACGUUCUCAUCAUUAUUUUCUCCCUCGGAGGUCAAAUGUUUACUUUCGGCGAUGAAACAAUCAUUGAUCGCUAUGAAGAACAAAAUGGGGCUUCCCAUGAAUGCACUUCUAAAUGUACCAUUCACAAAAACCCAAGAAUUUUCAAGCUUCAAUCAUGGAAAAACAAGAAAGCCAAGCCGCCUUCAAUGUUAGAGCCAUCCAACCUUCAGAAUGAUAGUUUUGAUGCAUUCAUAGAGAAGCUUAACUUGCCCCAACUCCAACAACUGGGAGAGAAGAUGGAUGGCUUCCGAAAGAAUUUGGCAGAUCUAUUGAAAUAAAGCCCAGUUGAAUUGAUUCAUCAAUGCAUAAGAGGGGAGGGGUAGGUGUUUAAUUUAUAGGCGUGCUAGCUAGUAGUCAUUUUAAUAAAUCACAUCUCUCAUCUCAUUGUCUUGUCUAUGUUACCCAUGUUUUGAACAUUAAAUCAAGUAUGAGAUCGGAAAGGGAAUUAUUUGUCUUCAUAUUUCAUUUCUUAAUUGUUAUUCUCAGCAUAAUCAAAUUUGAUGUUAUUCUACCAAUUAUCUAAUGUUUAGCC
This is a messenger RNA of Cuscuta europaea, 1431 nucleotides long. NCBI's taxonomy places the organism in Eukaryota, Viridiplantae, Streptophyta, Magnoliopsida, Solanales, Convolvulaceae. The record is from the annotation of a GenBank genome assembly.